This is a messenger RNA of Rana temporaria (common frog), 10752 nucleotides long. It is a transcript of the gene USP34, whose product is annotated as ubiquitin specific peptidase 34. Gene Ontology annotation, cellular component: cytosol; nucleus. The coding region runs from base 1 to 10083 and encodes 3360 amino acids. Gene Ontology annotation, biological process: protein deubiquitination. Gene Ontology annotation, molecular function: cysteine-type endopeptidase activity; cysteine-type deubiquitinase activity. The transcript has 76 exons. The record is from RefSeq and is a predicted model, not a curated record. NCBI's taxonomy places the organism in Eukaryota, Metazoa, Chordata, Amphibia, Anura, Ranidae.
AUGAAUGACGUGGAGGUCCCCUUGCACCUUCUCCGUUACGUGUGUCUAUUCUGUGGGAAAAACGGCCUUUCUCUUAUGAAGGAUUGCUUUGAGUAUGGAACCCCCGAGACCCUGCCCUUUCUAAUAGCUCAUGCAUUCAUCACUGUUGUGUCCAACAUCAGAAUAUGGUUACACAUCCCUGCUGUUAUGCAGCAUAUUAUACCAUUUAGAACCUAUGUUAUAAGAUAUUUGUGUAAGCUGUCUGACCAGGAGCUGCGUCAGAGUGCGGCUAGGAACAUGGCUGACCUCAUGUGGAGCACUGUGAAAGAGCCUCUGGACACAGCUUUGUGCUUUGAUAAAGAGAGCCUUGACUUGGCUUUCAAAUAUUUUAUGUCACCCACACUAACAAUGAGGCUUGCUGGCUUGAGUCAGAUAACGUGUCUGCAACAACGAGUCCUGGUAUCUGACACAGAGACAUCUAUAGCAAAGGAGCUGGCAGAUUGGCUCAUCAGCAAUAAUGUGGUGGAACAUAUUUUUGGACCAAACCUACACAUUGAGAUCAUCAAACAGUGCCAAGUUAUCCUAAACUUUCUGGCUGCAGAAGGCCGGCUGAGCACUCAGCACAUUGACUGUAUCUGGGCAGCUGCACAGUUAAAACAUUGUAGUCGCUAUAUCCAUGAUCUUUUUCCCUCGCUGAUUAAAAACUUGGAUCCUGUGCCUCUGAGACAUCUUCUGAAUUUAGUGUCGGGUCUACAUCCCAGUGCACAUACAGAACAGACCUUGUAUUUGGCUUCAAUGUUGAUUAAAGCUCUGUGGAACAAUGCACUAGCAGCUAAGGCCCAGCUUUCUAAACAGAGCUCCUUUGCAUCAUUACUGAAUACUAAUCUACCAAUGGGCAACAAGAAAGGUUCGCCAGCAGCUAGCCCUCAGAGCAGCGACAACAGCGACACUCACCACAGUGGCGGAAGUGACAUAGAAAUGGAUGAACAAAUGUUAAACCGAUCUAAGCAUGUACAACAGCGACUUUCAGAUACAGAGGAAUCUAUGCAAGGGAGUUCAGAUGAAACCGCAAACAGUGGUGAAGAUGCCAGCAGUGGACCAGGGAGUAGCAGUGGGCACAGUGAUGGCUCAAGCAAUGAGGUCAAUUCCAGUCAUGCCAGUCAGUCUGCAGGCAGCCCGGGCAGUGAGGUUCACUCAGAGGACAUAGCAGAUAUGGAAGCUUUAAAAGAGGAGGAGGAGGAAGAGGAGGAGGAGGAGGAGGAGGAGGAAGAAGAAGAAGAGGAGGAGGAAGAAGAGGAGGAGGAAGAGGAGGAGGAGGAAGAAGAAGAAGAGGAGGAGCAUUGUCACAACCCUUCAAAAAGCAGCAGAGCAAUUGACCUACAUAAGAGAAAAUUGGAGUCUCAAGCGGGUAUUUGUUUGGGGGAUCCCCAGGGGACAGCGGAUAUAGGUGCAACAAGCAAUGGCACAUGCAAGGACCUGGUUUUUAAUUCAGAGUCUGUUCAACCAGGUGAUAGUCGCAUUCGCAUCUUGGAUGGCUGCUCCCAUUCCGAAGAGCCUGAGCACGACAUGACGGGGGAGAUGAGUGGUGGCCACCUGCAAAGCUCGCACGACACCUGCAUCGCCCGUAGUGGAGACUUCUUGGGAGAGGCUAUCGGGAAUGAGCUGUUCAACUGCCGACGGUUUAUUGGUCCUCAGCAUCACCACCACCACCAUCAUCACCACCAUCACCACCACCAUGAAGGGCACAUGGUAGAUGACAUGUUGAGUGCGGAUGAUGUGAGUUGUAGUAGCUCACAAGUAAGUGCAAAGUCUGAGAAAAACAUGGCAGACUUUGAUGGUGAGGAGUCUGGUUGUGAGGAAGAACUUGUACAAAUUAAUUCCCAUGCUGAGCUGACCUCACACCUUCAGCAGCACCUACCCAAUUUGGCUUCUAUUUACCAUGAGCAUCUGAGUCAAGGUCCCUCUGUACAUAAACACCAGUACAACAGUAAUGCAGUGAUGGACAUCAACUUGGACAAUGUUUGCAAGAAGGGAAAUACUCUCCUUUGGGAUCUUGUUCAAGAUGAGGAUGCUGUUCACCUGUCUGAGGGGUUAAUUAAUGAAGCAGAGAAGCUUCUUUGUUCCUUGGUUUGCUGGUUUACGGACAGGCAGAUUAGAAUGCGUUUCAUUGAAGGCUGCUUGGAAAACCUUGCUAAUAACAGGUCUGUUGUUGUGUCUCUAAGACUUUUACCUAAAUUAUUUGGGACCUUUCAGCAGUUCGGGAGCAGUUAUGACACCCACUGGAUCACAAUGUGGGCAGAGAAGGAACUCAACAUGAUGAAGCUUUUUUUUGAUAAUCUGGUGCACUAUAUCCAAUCCAUCCGUGAUGGGAGGCACAAACAUGUUUUGUACAGCCACAGUGCCGAGGUUCAAGUACGGCUUCAGUUUUUGACGUGUGUUUUCUCAACACUGGGAUCACCAGACCAUUUCCGAUUAAGUUUGGAGCAGGUAGACAUCUUGUGGCACUGUCUUGUAGAAGACCUGGAGUGCUAUGAUGAUGCAUUGCACUGGUUUUUAAAUCAGGUGCGCAGCAAGGACCAGCACGCUAUGGGAAUGGAGACUUAUAAACAUCUAUUUCUGGAAAAGAUGCCCCAGCUAAAACCUGAAACAAUCAGCAUGACAGGACUGAACCUUUUUCAACACCUUUGUAAUCUUGCUCGCCUAGCAACCAGCGCUUAUGAUGGGGGCUCGAAUUCUGAGUUGUGUGGCAUGGACCAGUUUUGGGGCAUUGCACUGAGAGCUCACAGUGGAGAUGUAAGCCGUGCUGCUAUCCAGUAUAUCAACUCCUAUUAUAUAAAUGGAAAAACCGGGCUAGAAAAAGAGAACGAGUUCAUUAGUAAGUGCAUGGAAAGCCUUAUGAUUGCCUCUAGUAACCUUGAACAGGAUGCACAGUCAAGUCUCACCAUCAUUGAAAGAGGCCUGUUAAUGCUAAAAACACAUCUUGAAGCUUUCAGGAGACGGUUUGCCUACCAUCUAAGGCAAUGGCAGAUUGAAGGAACUGGUAUCAGCAGCCAUCUGAAAGCACUGAAUGACAAGCAAUCAUUGCCUCUUAGAAUUGUUUGCCAACCUGCAGGGCUUCCUGAUAAGAUGACCAUAGAAAUGUAUCCAAGUGACCAGGUAGCUGACCUGCGGGCAGAAGUCACUCACUGGUAUGAAAAUUUACAGAAAGAUCAGCUAAAUCAACAGCCUCAGCUUCAAGAGUUUGGACAGAGCAGCCGUAAAGGUGAUUUUCCUGGUGGUCUUAUGGGUCCUGUUCGGAUGAUUUCAUCUGGUCAUGAGUUGACAACGGAUUAUGAUGAAAAAACUCUCCAUGAACUCGGAUUUAAGGACAUGCAGAUGGUGUUUGUAUCAUUGGGUGCCCCACGGCGGGAAAGAAAAGGGGAAGGAGUGCAGCUUCCAGCAUCGUGUCUGCCUCCCCCACAGAAAGAAAACAUCCCCAUGCUGCUUCUUCUACAAGAACCUCACCUCACCACUCUCUUCGACUUGCUUGAAAUGUUGGCUUCAUUUAAGCCUCCAUCGGGAGAAAUGAACUUGGAAGACGUUGAGAGCGCUAGGUGUGAGGAGCUGCAUCUCCAUGCAGAGAACCUAUCUAGGCGUGUAUGGGAGCUCUUGAUGUUACUGCCCACGUGUCCCAAUAUGCUGCAGGCAUUCCAGAAUGUGUCUGAGGAACAGGGAAAUGAUGUACCAUGUUGGAAGGACUUGCUUCGCAUAAAAAGUGCCCAUAAACUUCUCUAUGCUCUUGAAAUUAUUGAAGCUUUGGGAAAGCCUAACAGAAGGAUAAGAAGAGAGUCUACUGGUAGUUACAGUGAUUUGUAUCCAGAUUCUGAUGAUUCCAGUGAAGAUCAGAUUGAAAACAGUAAAAACACAUGGAGCUGCAAGUUCGUAGCUUCUGGCGGUCUUCAGCAACUGAUUGAAAUCUUUAACUCUGGAAUUUUGGAGCCCAAAGAGCAUGAAUCUUGGACUGUGUGGCAGCUGGACUGCUUAGCAUGUUUGUUAAAGUUGAUCUGUCAGUUUGCUGUGGACCCGGCUGAUCUGGAUCUGGCAUAUCAUGAUGUCUUUGCUUGGUCGGGAUUAGCAGAGAGCCACAGGAAAAGAACUUGGCCUGGAAAAUCAAGAAAGUCUGGCUCAGAUCAUUCCAAAGGCCUCCAUAUACCUCGUUUAACAGAGGUUUUUUUAGUUCUGGUACAAGGAACGUGUAUGAUUCAAAGGUUGAUGUCUGUUGCUUAUACCUAUGACAAUUUAGCGCAAAGGGUACUGAAAGCCCAAUCUGAUCAUAGGUCAAGGCAUGAAGUUACACAUUAUUCAAUGUGGCUCCUUGUUAGUUGGGCUCAUUGUUGUUCUAUGGUGAAAUCUAGUCUUGCAGACAGUGAUAAUUUACAAGAUUGGCUCAAAAAAUUAACGCUCCUUAUUCCUGAGACUGCAGUUCGGCACGAAUCAUGCAAUGGUCUAUACAAGCUGUCCCUUUCUGGUCUGGAUGGCGGUGACUCAAUAAAUCGAUCAUUCUUGCUUCUGGCUGCAUCAACAUUAUUAAAGUUUCUUCCUGAUGCUCAAGCACUAAAACCCAUUCGGGUAGAGGAUUAUGAGGAAGAAACCAUUCUGCGACCUGGAUGUAAAGAAUAUUUUUGGUUACUGUGUAAACUGAUAGAUAACAUUCAUGUCAAGGAUGCUAGCCAGACAACAUUGCUUGAUUUGGAUGCGUUAGCAAGACAUUUAGCCGACUGCAUUCGCAGCCGAGAAAUUCUUGACUACCAAGAUGGUAAUGUAGAAGAUGAUGGUAUGACAGGACUCCUCAGACUUGCUACCAGUGUCAUCAAACACAAGCCCCCUUUCAAAUUUUCAAGGGAAGGGCAGGAAUUCCUCAGAGAUGUUUUCAAUCUCCUCUUCAUGCUACCCAGUCUUAAGGACAGACGGCAGCCCAAAUGUAAAUCUCAUUCUUCCAGAGCUGCAGCAUAUGAUCUAUUGGUGGAGAUGGUGAAAGGCUCAGUGGAGAACUACAGACUAUUACACAAUUGGGUUAUGGCACAGCACAUGCAGUCUUCCCAUGCUCCUUACAAGUGGGACUACUGGCCACAUGAUGAUGUGCGAGCGGAGUGCAGGUUUGUUGGACUCACAAAUCUUGGAGCUACCUGUUACCUGGCAUCUACCAUUCAGCAAUUGUACAUGAUACCAGCGGCCAGGCAAGCCAUCUUUACUGCUAAGUAUUCAGAUGAUAUUAAACAUAAAACCACCCUACUGGAACUCCAGAAAAUGUUUACUUAUUUAAUGGAAAGUGAAUGUAAAGCUUAUAACCCAAGGCCGUUCUGUAAGACAUACACCAUGGACAAGCAGCCACUCAACACAGGAGAACAGAAAGACAUGACGGAGUUCUUCACAGACCUUAUAACGAAGAUUGAAGAAAUGUCUCCUGAGCUUAAAAACACAGUAAAGAGUUUAUUUGGAGGGGUCAUUACAAAUAAUGUUGUGUCUUUGGAUUGUGAACAUGUAAGUCAGACCGCUGAAGAAUUCUAUACUGUGAGAUGUCAGGUGGCUGAUAUGAAAAACAUAUAUGAGUCGCUAGAUGAAGUCACCAUCAAGGACACAUUGGAAGGUGACAAUAUGUACACAUGCUCCCAAUGUGGAAAGAAGGUGCGAGCGGAGAAAAGGGCUUGUUUUAAGAAAUUGCCAAGGAUAUUAAGCUUUAAUACAAUGCGGUACACUUUUAACAUGGUCACCAUGAUGAAGGAAAAGGUCAACACACACUUUUCUUUUCCUAUUCGACUGGAUAUGACUCCCUACACAGAAGAUUUUUUAAUGGGAAAAAAUGACAGAAUAGAAGGUUUCAAAGAGGAGGGGGAGGAAGCAAAAGAGACUGAGAGCUAUGAGUAUGAUUUAAUAGGGGUCACUGUUCAUACCGGUACUGCUGACGGUGGCCACUACUACAGCUUCAUCAGGGACAUUGUGAAUCCACACGCUUAUAAAAAUAACAAAUGGUAUCUUUUCAAUGAUGCCGAAGUGAAGCCAUUUGAUUCAGCUCAGCUUGCUUCUGAAUGUUUUGGGGGUGAAAUGACCACAAAAACGUAUGACUCUGUAACUGAUAAGUUUAUGGACUUCUCUUUUGAAAAGACUCAUAGUGCUUACAUGCUGUUUUAUAAACGUGUGGAGCCAGAGGAGGAGACCAGCAAGGAGGUGAAGUUCGAUGUCUCUUCAGAGCUCCUAGAGUGGAUCUGGCACGACAACAUGCAAUUUCUACAGGACAAAAACAUUUUUGAACACACUUAUUUUGGGUUUAUGUGGCAGCUGUGCAGCAGUAUUCCCAGCACCUUACCAGAUCCUAAAGCGGUGUCCCUAAUGACAGCCAAGCUUAGCACAUCGUUUGUUUUGGAGACUUUUAUCCAUUCAAAAGAAAAGCCCACCAUGCUUCAGUGGAUUGAACUGCUGACAAAGCAGUUUAACAACAGCCAGGCAGCCUGCGAGUGGUUUUUGGACAGGAUGGCUGAUGAUGACUGGUGGCCUAUGCAGAUCCUUAUCAAGUGUCCCAAUCAGAUUGUGAGACAGAUGUUCCAGCGUCUUUGCAUACAUGUUAUUCAAAGGUUGCGAUCUGCACAUGCGCACCUCUAUCUUCAACCAGGCAUGGAGGAUGGCUCUGAUGACAUGGAUGGGCCUGUGGAGGACAUAGGCAGCCGCUCUUGUGUUACUCGCUUUGUGAAAACAUUGCUUUCUAUCAUGGAGCAUGGUGUGAAGCCUCACAGUAAACAUCUGACUGAGUACUUUGCCUUCCUUUAUGAGUUCGUCAAGAUGGGAGAGGAAGAGAGCCAGUUUUUGCUGUCCCUACAAGCCAUAUCAACCAUGGUACACUUUUACAUGGGCACCAAAGGGCCUGAAAAUCCACAGGUUGAAGUAUUGUCUGAGGAAGAAGAAGGAGAAGAGGAGGAGGAAGAAGACAUUCUAUCACUUGCUGAAGAAAAGUACAGGCCAGCGGCUCUAGAGAAGAUGAUCGCUCUCAUCGCCUUUCUGGUGGAACAGUCUCGUUCAGAACGGCAUCUCACAUUGUCCCAGAACGACAUGGCAGCCUUAACAGGUGGAAAGGGCUUUCCUUUUUUGUUCCAGCAUAUACGAGAUGGAAUUAAUAUCCGACAAACUUGCAACCUCAUUUUCAGCCUUUGCCGGUACAACAACCGUCUUGCUGAACAUAUUGCAUCGAUGCUAUUCACAUCUAUAGCAAAGCUGACCCCAGAGGCUGCUAAUCCUUUCUUCAAACUGCUGACCAUGAUCAUGGAGUUUUCUGGUGGGCCCCCAGGAAUGCCUCCUUUUGCCUCCUACAUUUUGCAAAGGAUAUGGGAGGUAAUUGAGUACAACCCGUCUCAGUGUUUAGACUGGCUGGCAGUGCAAACUCCUCGAAACAAGCUGGCACACAGCUGGGUACUGCAGAAUAUGGAAAACUGGGUGGAGCGUUUUCUGUUGGCACACAAUUACCCCAGAGUGAGAACAUCUGCAGCCUACCUGUUGGUAUCACUAAUUCCAAGCAACUCCUUUCGUCAGAUGUUUAGAUCCACGCGUUCUCUUCACAUUCCCACACGAGACCUGCCCCUCAGCCCAGAAACCACAGUGGUACUACACCAGGUGUACAAUGUCCUCUUGGGCCUUCUUUCUAGAGCAAAACUCUAUGUUGAUGCUGCUGUUCAUGGUACCACCAAGCUGGUGCCCUAUUUUAGCUUCAUGACUUAUUGUUUGAUUUCCAAAACUGAAAAACUUAUGUUCUCCACAUAUUUCAUGGACCUGUGGAACCUCUUCCAGCCAAAGCUGUCUGAGCCAGCCAUAGCCACAAACCACAACAAGCAAGCGCUGCUUUCCUUUUGGUACAAUGUCUGUGUUGACUGUCCGGAGAAUGUGCGCCUUAUUGUUCAGAAUCCCGUGGUGACCAAGAAUAUUGCCUUUAACUAUAUCUUGGCGGAUCAUGAUGACCAAGAUGUGGUGCUUUUCAAUCGUGGCAUGCUGCCAGCUUAUUACGGCAUUCUUCGGAUGUGCUGUGAACAGUCUCCUGCCUUCACCCGUCAACUUGCCUCACAUCAGAACAUUCAGUGGGCCUUUAAAAAUCUUACGCCGCAUGCCAGUCAGUACCCUGCGGCUGUAGAAGAGCUGUUUAAUCUCAUGCAGCUCUUUGUAGCUCAGAGACCAGACAUGAGAGAGGAGGAGCUGGAAGAUAUCAAACAGUUUAAGAAAACUACGAUAAGCUGUUACUUGCGUUGUUUAGAUGGCCGCUCCUGCUGGACAACUUUAAUAAGUGCCUUUAGAAUAUUGUUGGAGUCCGAUGAAGACAGACUUCUUGUUGUAUUCAACAGAGGAUUGAUUUUAAUGACUGAGUCUUUUAACACUUUGCAUAUGAUGUACCAUGAAGCUACAGCCUGCCAUGUGACUGGAGACUUAGUGGAGCUUUUGUCCAUAUUCCUGUCUGUCCUCAAGUCCACACGUCCUUAUCUACAGAGAAAAGAUGUAAAGCAGGCCCUGAUUCAGUGGCAGGAACGAAUUGAAUUUGCUCAUAAACUCCUAACCUUGUUAAAUUCCUACAGUCCUCCAGAACUGCGAAAUGCCUGCAUAGAUGUCCUAAAAGAACUUGUGCUGCUGAGUCCUCAUGAUUUUUUGCACACACUUGUUCCAUUUUUACAGCACAACCAUUGUACAUACCAUCAUAGCAACAUCCCAAUGUCUCUUGGUCCAUACUUUCCAUGCCGUGAAAACAUGAAACUCAUUGGAGGAAAAAGCAAUAUUCGCCCCCCUCGUCCAGAACUUAACAUGUGCCUCUUGCCUACAAUGGUUGAAUCCAGCAAGGGUAAAGAUGAUGUGUAUGACCGCAUGCUGCUAGAUUACUUGUCUUCAUAUCACCAGUUUAUUCAUCUCCUUUGCCGUGUAGCAAUCAAUUGUGAGAAGUUUACAGAAGCUUUGAUAAAGCUGAGUAUCCUAAUUGCAUAUGAAGGGCUCUCAUUACAUCUUGCAUUAUUUCCUAAACUCUGGACAGAAUUAUGCCAAACACAGACUCCACUGGCAAAAAACUGCAUCAAGUUGCUGUGUGAGGAUCCUGUUUUUGCAGAAUAUAUUAAAAGUAUUCUAGUGGAUGAGCGUGUUUUCAUCAACAACAAUGUGGUAUACACAUUCCUCACCCAUUUCUUGGUAAAGGUUCAAAAUCAGGUCUUCUCAGAAACAAACUGUGCAAGCCUCAUUAACACCAUUAUUACACAUGUCAUUAAUCAGUAUCAAAAUGUGGAGUCCGACUUUAUCAGCAGGAUUGAAAUUUCCAAAGCAAGCAGCACUUUAAAUGGGGAUCUCAGAGCAUUGACUUUGCUCCUCUCGGUUCACACUCCAAAACAACUCAACCCAGCCUUAAUACCCACAUUACAAGAUCUCCUAAGUAAAUGUAGAGCCUGCCAGCAGCAAAGAACCUCAAUACAAGAGCAAGAAUCCAAAGAAGGUAAAACAAAAGAUGAUGAAGGUGCUACUCCAGUAAAACGGCGGCGAGUUAGCAGCGAUGAAGAACACAUUGCUGACAGCUGUAUGACUGAUCUAAAAACAGAGCGUGAAGCAUCUACCCCCACAAGCACAUCUGACAAUGAGACAAGAGACUCUUCAAUUAUUGAUCCAGGAACAGAGCAAGAUCCACCCUCACCAUCGCCGCUGUGUGCUAAAGAAUACAGAAUAGAAGUGCCGCCAUCUAUCCCAGAAGACAUACUGCCUGCGAGGCCACAGUCAGCAGACGAGCAGCCUGGCUGCAGCGUGAAGUUCGAAGAGAGCAAAGAAGAGAAACCGCUCCAGAGCCCAAAGGAGACAAAUGUAACAGAAGAGGACAGCGAGCUCCCUUCCACUUCCAUUUCUGCGGUACUAGCUGACUUGGCAGACUUGAGGAGCUGUGAUGGGCAGCCAUCACCCACGCAGGACAGCCAGGAGCUCAGCCUGUCAUUAAACUGCGAGCAUUCCAGGGGACUUUUUAGUCAUGUACAACAAAAUGACAUUUUAGAUACCCUGUGCAGGACCAUUGAGUCCACCGUUCUUGUGGUCUCAAGGAUAUCAGGAAAAGAAAACAAAGCUGCUUCUUGACAUUAGUUGUAGCACGUCUGCUUUUAAAUCUUUUUUUGUUUUUUUUUUGUUGUUUUUUUUUAAGCUGUUUGUAUACAAGUUUUGCAGUUUUCUUUUCGAUUUUGUGCUUCAGUUUGUCAAGUGCUUUCUGCUUGAAUGGCAAGCUAGGAUUUAUAUGCUUCAUUCUUGUUCAGGCAGAAGUCAAGAAACAAAAGUUGCAUCUGCAAUUUACUUUGUUAAGGCCAAUCAUAAUGGUUAUGUUUUAUGUAAUUCAGGUUCGCUGUAGUGGCAACUCAUUUAAAUGGCCGCUUGGAAAAAUAGGGGUGCGUUUACCCCUCCUUGCCCAAUCUAAUGUAAUUUAAACUUGUCAUUUUUACCGUGUAUAAUAUGGUGUCCUCUGUGCCAGUUUUGUACCUUAUAAUAGAGGCAGUUGCCUCAAUUCGCUGUGGUUCUUAUUAUCAAAAUUAAGUUUACUUGUACUAAACCACAAGAAAUUUGAUUCUGUAAAGAAUCCUCUCUAGCUGUGGCCUGGCAGUAUAUAUGGUGCUUUAUUUAACAGAAUACCUGUGGAGGAAAUGAAGCACACUUGAUGUAAAAAAGAAAAAGACAAAAAAAGUAAUUGUUUUAUUUUAUUGACAUGAUUGAUCGCUAUUCUGUGCACUUCAUUAAACUAAUUGUGACAACUUUUCA